Macadamia integrifolia is the source of this 1965-nucleotide messenger RNA. Its product is annotated as LRR receptor-like serine/threonine-protein kinase EFR. Lineage: Eukaryota; Viridiplantae; Streptophyta; Magnoliopsida; Proteales; Proteaceae. The record is from RefSeq and is a predicted model, not a curated record. Gene Ontology annotation, molecular function: protein binding. The transcript has a single exon. The annotation marks the transcript as partial.
UCUCAAAAUUUGGUUCUGAUGGCACUUCAGAUUAUUCUAGUUUUCAUUUUGAUGCUCUUUGGGAGCUCAUUAAGGCUGCUAGGAUCAGUCACUAGUGGCAAUAUAAGGAUCAUAGGAGGGAACGAGACAGAUCAACUUGCUUUGCUGGAGUUUAAGAAACAAAUUUAUGAUGAUCCGUACGGAGCACUAAGUUCUUGGAAUGAUUCUAUCCAUUUCUGCAACUGGGUAGGGAUCACAUGUGGCCAACGUCAUCGACAACGGGUUAUCAGCUUGGAUUUACAAGGGAAGGGCUUGGUUGGGAACAUAUCUCCUUCGGUAGGAAAUCUCACUUUUCUUCAUUUCCUCAACAUUAGAAACAAUAGCUUCCAUGGAGAAAUCCCCCAAGAAAUCGGUAAGUUGAUUCGACUAAGAGAAAUUUACUGUGCCAACAACACUUUGGAAGGAAAACUUCCUACCAGCUUGGCAAACUGUACUCGUCUAAGAGGAAUUCACUUCUCAUGGAACAAUCUUGUCGGGAGGAUUCCAGUUGAACUAUUUUCAUCUUUGUCAAAGCUGGAGAUAAUUUCUAUUAAUUUUAAUGGCUUGACAGGAGAAAUACCAGCAUCUUUUGGAAAUAUUUCCUCCAUCCGAGUUAUCUCUUUAAAUGGAAAUGCACUGCAAGGGAGUAUUCCAAAAUCCUUUGGUCGGCUAACAAACUUAUUUUUUCUAGCACUUUCUCAAAAUAAACUAUCUGGUAUGUUCCCUAUCUCACUAUAUAAUCUCUCAUCUCUUGAAGUUAUUUCUCUCGUAUUAAACCAAUUGCAUGGGAGCCUUCCACGAGAUAUAGGCCUCACUCUUCCAAAUCUCCAAAUUCUAGAAGUUGCAGAGAACCUUUUCUCAGGAAGCUUUCCGGGUUCCAUCUCCAAUAUCUCAACACUCCAAUUAAUCCAUUUGGGUGUAAACAAUUUUAUUGGAUCAAUUCCUAACAACUUAGGAGAUCUUCAAAACCUUCAACAAUUCGUUAUUAGUGGAAAUCAAUUUGGAACAGGGGAAGCUCCAAAUCUCGAUUUUGUAAAUUCUUUGCUCAAUUGUACAAAUCUAGAGGUUUUUGACCUAAGCAAUAAUGCUUUUAAGGGCCCCCUUCCCUACUUUAAAGCCAAUCUAUCAACACAUCUCUUACUGUUUUAUUUUGGAAGUAAUCUAAUAUCUGGAACAAUUCCUUCUGGGAUUCAGAAUCUCGUCAACUUAACCGGAUUGGGCAUGGAGGGGAACUUUCUCGAAGGUAAUAUUCCAUAUGAUAUAGGAAAACUUUCGAAGCUUCAAAGAUUAUUCUUGGGUAGAAAUAGACUUUCAGGACAAAUACCUUCCUCAAUAGGAAAUCUCACUCUUUUGUAUGAACUCCAUUUAGAAGGUAACAACUUGAAUGCAAGCAUUCCUUCCAGUAUUGGAAACUGUCAAAAGUUACAGCUCUUAACCCUUGAUAAUAAUAACCUCCAAGGCCCAAUACCUAAGCAAGUCUUUCUUAUCUCCUACUUAUCAAUAUUUCUCGACUUGUCUCAUAAUUCUCUAGUUGGAUCCCUACCAAUUGAAAUCGGUAACUUGAAGAGUCUUUCUCUAUUAAAUAUCUCUCACAACGAUCUUUCUGGAGAAAUCCCCUCCUCCAUUGGUGACUGCAAUAGUUUGGAACAUCUUAUUAUGGGGCAUAAUUUCUUUGAAGGAACCAUUCCUCAAUAUUUGACUCUUUUGAAGGGUCUUCAAGAUUUAGUUCUCUCACUCAACAACUUAUCAGGGCAAAUCCCAAAAGAUCUUGAGAAACUUUCAAUAUUGCAAAGUUUGAAUUUAUCCUUCAAUAAUCUUGAGGGGGUGGUACCAACAAAAGGAAUCUUUGGAAAUGCAAAUGCAAUUUCGGUCAAGGGAAAUGAUAAGCUUUGUGGGGGAAUUGCAAAGUUACAACUACCUACUUGCAGUCUUGCACAAUCCAUGGAU